Messenger RNA from Kwoniella mangroviensis CBS 8507, 1374 nucleotides. RefSeq lists its product as uncharacterized. The transcript is spliced from 9 exons. Bases 1 to 1374 code for a protein of 457 amino acids. NCBI's taxonomy places the organism in Eukaryota, Fungi, Basidiomycota, Tremellomycetes, Tremellales, Cryptococcaceae. The record is from RefSeq and is a predicted model, not a curated record.
AUGCCUUCUAAGACAUAUACGGAGAAAGCUCAAGAAUCUCAAGCUGCUUGGAAUGCUGCUUCGGAUCCCAAACUCGGCAAAAUAACUCAUCAAAAGACUGAAGAGCUUCGCCAGACUAUCGAUAUCCCCGUUUCCGUCCUGCGCCUAGUCGUACGACACGCGAACGUGCCGGCAAAUCAUCUCGCUGAUUGGAUCUGCCAACAACUUGGUACCACACUGUCCGAUAAAUCUUCCGGUAAAUCACUGGACCAGAUUGGAUUGAAGAAGCUUACCGCAGCUCAGCAGAAAAUAGCUCUCGAUUGCUAUUCGAAUUGGAACGCUAGAUAUCAUCUCCUCUACGUGCAUGAUGAGGUGGAUGGCAGAAACCAGGGCUGGAAGUGUAUAGCUCGAACCACUGGGUCAUUGCGACAGCUCUUUGGCGAACCUCGAAUACCCGAUGCUGCCUUUGAGGCUCUGAUGCAAUUGCCCUUGCAUAACGAUUACGACGUGGUUUUACGGAAUCUCGGACGACCAGCCUCUAGCGAUGAUAUCGAACGAAUGGCAUGUAUCUGUCGUUGGGCUUAUGGCAGUCGAUUAGGUAUGCUGAACCCAAAUCCUCAAGGCGUGCCCUUGAACAGUCCUAUUCUCUCCUGUCAAGAUCUUGUCAACAGACCACCGAGGAAUAGGGAACCCCAAAUGCGUAUGCUUUUUUACUGGUUCUCAACUCCGAUGGAUACCCAGCUUUACACGGAAGGACGGGGUUUACUCCCAUUUUAUCCAACAAGUUCUUCCCGACUGUAUCCCGAAGCCGCAAAGAUACAAGCCUAUGAUCGAGAGGCGCUUGAUAGAGCAUUCGAGGCUGUGUGCCAGAAACGCAAAAUCUCCAUAGUCGAAGCAAGAAAUAGCAUCAAAACAACUUCUUACGAUUGGGCGAUGUUCAAACAGCAGGAUCUCACUCUAGGGAUGGAACUCAUCAUGGACAUCAUACACGAGAUACAAACUGUUGAACGACGAGGCUUCGGACCUGUUUACUAUAUUUGGGAAGCAGUUCGAAGACAUUUCGAAGGUCGUCUAGCAAGGUCGCUGCCAUUGACCAAGGCUCAAGCUGAGGAGCUCCUCAGGCUCAGAGACCAGUACGUGGUCGUCGCAGACAUACCUCCAGCCGAGAUCGAACGUUCUUUCGCCGAGCUUCCCCGGCAUCGACUCAAGAAGAUAUUUUGGAGACUUCGAAAAUCGGAGGAAGAUGUGUCAAGAGCUCAGUUAGUCGAACAGAUCCUAGCGGUCGACAGCCAAGUGAGGGAUAAGGAAGCCGAAGAGGAAGAUGACGAAAACGAGGAAGAUGACGAAGAGGACGAAGAUGACGUUUGGGAGGGUGAAAAGAUGGAUCUAGAUUGA